Ectocarpus siliculosus is the source of this 1603-nucleotide messenger RNA. NCBI's taxonomy places the organism in Eukaryota, Phaeophyceae, Ectocarpales, Ectocarpaceae. The record is from the annotation of a GenBank genome assembly.
CACCAUAGAGCCUUCCGCUCUGGUCGAGGUGGGCUUCUGGCUACGGGUGCAAGUAGCGUACUUUCCACUCGCCGCGGAAAGCUAGAGGUUUACAACGGACGCACGGAAGCCAUGGCGUCCCGAAGCGGCUACAAGUCUCUUCCGGAUUCAGCCGCAGAGGAGGAUGCCCGAACCGCCGACGCGGAGCAACCUCAACAAGUUGCUGCUGCUGGCGCUCGCAGGCCAGCAGCACCCGGCAAGGGCAAAGACCCUCCCGAAGUCGGAGGAACAGGCUCUGUAGGAAGUGCCAGCGGCGGUGGCGGCGGCAGCAAAGCGACGACAACAACGGCGGAGCUAGAGAAAAAGGACCCUGCAGCUUCUUCAGCAGACGGCGGCGGCGGAGAGUUGCCCACCGCGCAGGGCAUCUUCGUCGGCGACCCCGUCUCCCAAUCCACACCGUACCACGCCGCCCCCCCUGCGCGUGCCACCGUGAUCACGUCUGCACCGACCUCUUACGAACAUGUGGCUGCCGCCGCCGCCGCCGCUGCUGCGGGCGACGGUCGUGGCAUUGCCGUGCCAAGCGGGGGAGGCGGGCAGCACACGGUGAUCGUGAUGAACGCGCCGCCGCCGGGGCAUCAGUUCGGAGAGUGGGGGAGGCAACCCCAGGCCUUUGUUUGUCGGGCCUGCGGGUUCACGGGCUUGUCACUAACCAUGACGGACCCUUGCUCCAACAUGCCAAUCCUGGCCGCGGCGUGCUGCUGCCUCGUGGGAUGCUGGCCCUGCAGCUUCGUCCCGUUCCUGAUUCCGGAGCUCCGAGAUACGGUGCACCGGUGCCCGAAUUGUCACAUAUCCGUUGGCCGAACUCGACAAUUCAAUUGAUCGAAAACAAGUUAUUGUAGUGUUACCUUCUUUGGUUCGCUUGUAGUCUUGACGGAAAGCAAGUGACAUAGUUUGAGAUUUUGCGGAGUAGUUGUGCUUUGUUGAUGUGCUUCUGAUUGGAUAGGAUGUAGAAGCCGUAUAGUAUGUAUGUAACGGUGGGUUUUUCUUUUUGUGCCUUUGAAGCGAAAGCGAACUUCGCAGUUUUUUGUAUGAGUGUUGUGUGGUGCCAUGCAUGUCUCCUGGUGAAUGGCGUCUUGUGUUUCUUCCACCACUCGGUUGGAGCUAGGCGCAUGGGGUAUGAUUUAUGGCGGGCCUUGCGGAUAUACCCUGAGUUGAGGGACCGCACGUUAUGUGAUGGUCAUCCCAGCGAUCGAUGUGAUAGAUGAGCGUGCUAAACGGCUCCCACCUCGUUCUGUGGGAACGAAUGUGAGACCACGGGGGGUCAAUAUGACCGGAUUCACCGGUGCUUUUCUCUUGGCUUUGUUGAGCGGGUGGUGGUUGUUUUGCCCGUUUCCAAGACGCACGGCGAUCAUUCAUGUCACGCUCCUUUGAGCUCCCAGUAAGAUCGCCCUCUUACGGCAUGGCACAUCGUACUGUACGGAAGCGUUAGCGAAGCUCUCGGAUAUACCUUUACCGUCCGCCACGCUGGCUGUAUUUUGCCUUCUCGAUAUUGACCGCGCUGUAAGAGAUAUCCGUCUGGACGGAACAUUGAAAACGGAACAUUGAAAACACUUGGAGUAGAACG